Molecule: messenger RNA, 688 nt
Organism: Aspergillus pseudotamarii
Lineage: Eukaryota; Fungi; Ascomycota; Eurotiomycetes; Eurotiales; Aspergillaceae
Exons: 1
Coding region: 137-436 (99 amino acids)
Source: RefSeq, a predicted model, not a curated record
GGAGAAAUAAAGUAUGUACAAAAAAUCAAUCAAAAAGACUCCGUAAAAUCCCGGCAUACCAGUGGGCCCUCCAGUACUGAAGGGGUUGGGAACCCGAGGAGCCCGUCAGACACGGUUAGUUACUAGGGUAACGCACAUGACUUCAGAGGUACCACAAGGACGAUGUACCUUACGCGACAACGUCACUGUCACUUUUGUGUUCACACGGAUUGUAUACUUCACGAGAAUACUUUCUAUCCUGAUAGUGGCUUUCAGCGCGUUGAAUGGAUUUACCCCUCAACGGGGCUUGCUUUGUCGCAGACUCCACGACCUGGCAUCACCGCUAUCCCACCUACUUUUGAUACUCGACAAUCAGCACCCACCGCAGUCUUCAGAUGCAGGACCCAUAUAUCCACACUUUUCCUUACCGAUAACUAAGCUGUUAGUUUAUCACUAAGACUAGUUAUGUAUGUACGUACUUUUUUCUUACCUUCACCGCUUUAAUCUGCCAGCGUUGUUGAAGGAGAGAGCGGUGAGCUGGGAGGCUUACUCUUUUUGAGAAGGAACUUUGCGCCUCGGGUCAGACAGAAGAACCUAUUAUUCGGCCUUCUCUGAUGCGCCCAGCCUCUUAAAUUCCUUCAAGCUUGAACGCUCCUUCACGAAAAUCUAUCCUGGCAACUGGCGGGAUUUUUUUCUUUUUUUUUUUUUU